UACAGCACAGCAAAGCACCUCAGUGCUCAGUAACCUGACCAUCUGCAAUCCAGAGGAAUAGUCACUAACCAGACACAGGAAAAAGGCUUGUAAGGUGAAAACUCUCCGAUCAAUUAAACAGUCUCUGUCCUUCGAUACACAGAGUCAGUGAUUUUGAAUCUUGCUUUUAUCCUAUGACAUAUUAUGCUCAACUAAUUACCAGCAACAAGACAAGUUUUUCAACUGUUAACCUUAUGAAAAUACAAGACGAAUGGGCACUGCUGGAAUGGAGAAAGCUGAUUGCCUGAAAACAAUCUCAAUCCUGGCUGCUAUUAUUUUCCUAUUGCUUCUGUUUGAUGAUGCAGGUUCUGAGAGACUAUUCCACAAUCGAGAUCAUUCAGAUAUUGAGCUGCCGCAUCAUCCACAAGCUGAUCCUAUCCUGAGCCCUGAAGAAGCCCAGCAAUACCUUGUAAAAUAUGGCUGGGUGGCCCCAGUUCAUUGGGAAGAACAGACUUACCCUGAAAUCCCAGAGUUUGACCAAGCUCCACAAGAUGUCUCACAGGCGAUAUUAGAAGGACAGUCUUCAGAGCGUCAUAGUUUGAACACAACCAAAAAGGUUGAAUUAAACCCAUUGUUUUCCGAAUCACUGAAAAAAUUUCAGGAAGCUAAUGGGCUCAAUGCUACAGGAAUCCUUGACAGCGCUACAAAGAUAGCCAUGAACAAACCCCGCUGUGGUGUCCCUGAUCACAAAGCCCCUUCAAAACGUGGAAAAAAUGGGACUUUGAGUCUCAUUGCUGAAGAGAAUGAUUCCCAUCAUAAUAACUCACAAAUGGAGAGAACCCAACGACAAAAGAGAAGUCUGCUUUCCAAAAUUGUGGAACACCACAGAAGGAAACGAGAUAGCAAGGGAACUUUGGGAACCAGCAAUUCUUUGAGUUUUUCUAAAAACACACUUAAAUGGAGGCUAAUGGGAGAAGGGUAUAGCAUGCAGCUGACCAUUGAACAGCAGAGAAAGAUACUCAAGAAGGCUUUUCGGAUGUGGAGUGAGGUGAUCCCGCUACAAUUUGUAGAAGACCUCAAUGGAGAUGAUGUAGACAUUCGGGUUGGCUUUGGCACAGGACAGCACCUUGGUUGCUCCCAGGCAUUUGAUGGAGAAGGGCAGCAAUUUGCUCAUGCCUGGUACCUAGGAGAUAUUCAUUUUGACGAUGAUGAACAUUUUGUUGGGUUAUCGAGUGAGCAUGGGAUCAGCCUUCUAAAGGUUGCAGUACAUGAAAUCGGUCAUGCUCUUGGACUGCCUCAUAUUAACCGUUUGGGGUCAGUGAUGCAACCAAAUUAUAUUCCACAAGAAGGGAAGUUUGAGCUGAACUGGGAAGACAGGAAAGCAGUCCAGGAGAAAUAUGGUUCCUGUGAUGGGAGUUUCAGCACUGUUUUCGACUGGGUGAGAAAAGAGAGGACUUCACGAGGAGAGAUUUAUAGAUUCAAUACUUACUUUUUUAAGACUGGCUGGUAUUGGAUGUAUGAGAACAAUGGCAACCGGACACGAUUUGGUGAUCCUCGGCCUAUCACAGCAGGUUGGAUGGGGAUUCCAGCGAAAGGCAUUGAUGCCUAUGUACAUGUGUGGAACUGGAAUAUUGAUGCACAGUAUUUUUUUAAAGGCGCACAAGUCUGGCGCUAUGACCCAGAGAAGGAUAUGGCAUUUACGGAAGAUUGGAGAAAAAAGAAGUAUCCGCAGCUCAUUUCUGAGGCAUUUCCAGGAGUUCCAAAUCCAGUGGAUGCAGCAUUCUUUGACAGGAAGGAUCGUCUCAUUUAUUUUUUCUCAGAAAAUAAUGUAACUGCGUUUAGCAUUGAAAGGAAUAAAAAAGUGGAGCAUUACCCCAAACGCAUCAUUGAUGUAUUUCCGCCAGUUGAUCCCACAGAUCAUCCUAAAGCCUACAUCGAUGCUGUCUAUUUUUCCUACACUCAUAUGUCAACAUACUUUAUUAAAGACAAGUACUUCUGGAAAGUGGUCAGUGAUCAAGAAAGACAGGCCAAUUCAUCACUGCCUCUCAAUGGACUUUGGCCCAAAAAGAAAAUCAAUUCUAAGUGGUUUGAUAUUUGUGAUGUCCAUCCUUCUGUCCUCUCACUGGGAACAUAAACAAGAACCGUCAUGCUUUGUGUGUACUAGCACUUCAAUGGAAAAAAUCAACACUUUGUUUAUAGAAAAAAAAUUCUAUCUUCUCCCAAUGCUGAACUAUUAACAAACAAGCCAGUCCAUCCUGGCAGGGCUAAUGAACUAAUGAAACGGCAAAGUCUUUAAACAUAGUUUGGACCAGUUGUUAAACACUUGCAAUUGUUUAUCUCUUUUUAACCCCUCUGUGACAACUGGUUUGGCAAAUCACGACAGUUUUAAAAAAUCAUGCAUUACAAAAGUUCAAAGUAGAUCUCUCAUUUUUUUUCCUCUAAAUAAUAAAAUUAUUCUCGUAAAUCUUUUAAUAUGUUACAAAGAACAUGGCUCCACCAUUUCCAUAUGUGGCUCUGCUGUUGAUCAAAAAGAAGGUAGCAAAUUACAAAUGUAAUUUAAAAAAAAAUGUAAUGCCAGAAAAAUUUAAAAAUGACUCCAAACAUCGCAAAUAUAAAGGCCUCUGAUAUGAAAAUGUGCAUGUGUGCAGUGUUUUUCCAUAUGUGAAUGUUGUGUAUAACUAGUAUUCGAAAAAAAAUGUAUUUCUGUGUGUAGUGUGAGGCUUGUUGUGUAGAUGCACAGCUUGUACCAUACAUGUAUUUAUGUGUGUAGAAUAGAUAUAUGUAGUGUACAGAGGCAUGUAUAUAUAGUGUGGGGAAUGCAUGUAUAUUGUGAGUAGAUGGAUGUAUGCAGUGAUUACAUAUAUGUAUGUUGCAUGUAGUUAUAUAUAAGGUAUGUGUACAUGAAUGUGUACUUUGUGUAUGAAUGCAUGUAUUUUGGUAUAAAUGCAUAAACAGGUGUACACUAUAAAUACAUUUUUACAAAUUAUUUUUUUCUCAUAUUGCUGAUUUUUGCUAUACAAAUAGGAAUUAGAUGUCCAGCUAUAUAUUAGAAUAUGGACACAUGAUACAUGCACAUUAAAUUACAAUUUGAAAACUGCAAAAACAUAUUGCCUUUCCUUUUCGGUCCCAUUUCAAUGAUAUUAGUCUAAUAACCUUCCAUAUUGUAGUGCAUUUCUCAGCAUCCUUGACCAAUGAUGUAAAUCCAUCUUCUCUUCCAGUCCCUGUCUCUUCAUCUCCCGAGUCUCGGCCCAGCAGCAAUUUUACUUAGGAUGCUCUGUAUCAUAUGUACAUCACUCCACUGUGCCAACACUGAUAGCUGGUUAAGUUGAUGUGUGUAUCGUUUACAGUUACUUUUUCACCCCUAUACUCCGAAAUUAAUUCUCUUUCCAUUUUCCCCUUUUUUUCCCACUAAUCUCCUUUUCCCUUUCAUACUCAGUCAGCCACAUCUACUACCUUCUCUCCCAGCCAGCCAUAUCUCCAGUCCUCAUCACCUUUUUAGAAUAUAUAUCUCUUUCCUUUCUCUUCUCUGCUUUUCUUCCCCAGGCAGACAUAUCUGCAGACAUCUUACCUCUUCAAUCACCUUAUAUGUAACCCUCCUCGCUCCACUGAAUCCCCAAUCACACAUCACCAGACUCAUUUUCUCUCCCCUCCAAGAUCUAUCCUUGUUUGCCCAGACCCUCUCCGCCGUCCUCCUUGCCCAGUCCCUUUACUGCCACAACGAUUCCCUCCUCUCUCACUUCCUUCAUCUUAUAACCUAUCCCCUCGCUCUUCUCCAACCACAGCCAACUGAUUAUUCAACUCAUUCCCUCCUCUCCAUGCCCACAGACCUCUUUGCCUACCCCAUUCCCUCCUAUGACUGCCAAGCCAACUAUUGUCUGCUUAAAAUGAAUAAACCUCCUUGUGCUAACCCUUUCCUCCUCAGUAACAAAAAGAUAGACUUCUCUAAUAGAGUAUCUCUCCUAUAACAAAUCCUACGAUUUCCUCUUCAGCAAGGUCAUCACUUGGAUAUCUUAGACAAUCCUCUGUCUCUCACUGAAGUCAACAAUAGACGUAACGUAAAUAAGCAACACUAUAGAAGUAUAUCAGUUUACAUGAUGUAACACAUCUGUCAAUUUGGCCCACUUUUUUAAGACAUAAAAGACAGCCAACCUGCUUUUUUCUGGUGUUGUCGAUGUAGGCCAACAUUUUUUUUUUUUUACCAAUAAUAUGGUUUUCCUCCAGUACUGUACUCUCUUUGUACACACAUAUGUAUUCAAAUGAAAGUCCAUUUUUCUCAUACAGUAAGUUAACCCACUUCAAUUCCUCAGCCAAUCUGUCAUGUAAGCCACAAACCAGAUAAUAACUUAAGGGAGUUUAAUCACUAACCCAGGAAAUGAAUUACAGUCAAAGAGAAUACUAAUUGAGCCAAAACGACACAUUGGAGAAAUUCUCUAACAGUUAUAUUUUGAUUUUAAUCCCCUGGUUAUUUGUACACAAUUCCUGGUUUGGUGAAAAAACUAAUACUAUUUUUCUUCUGAAACUGCAUUUUGUAAUGAUAUUUUUUUGUAAUGAUUUUUCUGACCCAGUAGUUUAAUGCUGCUAAAAUGUAACUGGAAUUAAAAAAAGAAACUGAAAACAAGAAAAACUAAAUGGAAAGAAAAAAAAAACAAUAUUUAUUUAUCCAUUUUGCAAGUAUUUAUGUUUAUGUUUUGUAAGCCUUUAUUUUUAUAUCAGAGAGGAUAGCAAAAUUAUGCUCGCCUCCUUUUUUAUCUAUAAUAUGUGUAAUAAUUAAUCACUCGACAAUGAUGCAAAGGGACUUCAUGUUUGAUUAGAAACAGAGGUUUUAUGCGUUGCUUUAACAGAUUGGUAAGAAUGAGUAUCAGUUGUUUUCUUAUUUUAUGGAAAAUAUACCAUUCUUUAAGCAGGGUACUGGAUAAGAUGUUUAACUUAGAGUACAGAUUAUCCAAGUUAUUAGUGCUAUUCACAGAAAUCAUCAAAUAUAUGUUCAUCAUUAUAUAUUUGAGUAAUUGUACCUAAAAAUAUGGUAUGUUGUGUUUCUUUUUAAAUGAACCAAUACUGAAGUGCAUACACAGUAUACAACAGUACAAUGUUCAGUUUGAACCGGAAGUAUGCUUAUUGCACAUACUAUAACUCUUUUUUAAUGACCCUAAAAGUUUUUGACGUGACAAUUAAUGUUGAGAAUGGAAUCACUGGUUAACUUUCUCCCUGGCAUAGUCCUGAAUUUGCUUUCUUUGGGCGCUUCCUACGUUUGAUUAACUUACUAUUAAUAUGACAAUCACCUGCUCUAAUUUUAAUGAUGAGCUUGGUGUAGAUAACAUAAUCAUAACAUAUAUGGUUAACAUGUAACUUCCUUAAUAAAUGAAAUGGAAAUA
Pelobates fuscus (common spadefoot toad) is the source of this 5351-nucleotide messenger RNA. Its product is annotated as matrix metalloproteinase-21-like. Gene Ontology annotation, molecular function: zinc ion binding; metalloendopeptidase activity. The coding region runs from base 251 to 2113 and encodes 620 amino acids. The record is from RefSeq and is a predicted model, not a curated record. Gene Ontology annotation, biological process: extracellular matrix organization; collagen catabolic process; proteolysis. Lineage: Eukaryota; Metazoa; Chordata; Amphibia; Anura; Pelobatidae. Gene Ontology annotation, cellular component: extracellular matrix. The transcript is spliced from 8 exons.